AUGUUCGCUCCUUCAACUCGUCGACCGCAAUGCCUCUUCUGUUCAUUCCGAACCUCCUUUGCAUCGGUGUCGAAACGAUAUCCUGACAGUAUCCGCGGCUACUCUACCACAGCUAGCCGCACAGAUCGAAGACAACACAAAGCUUCCCCGAUCGCAAGGCCCAUUCUCUCCGCACCGCCGAAGUCUCGGCGCCCGGGCCGGCGUCCGAUCGCAAAAUCGCUGGAGAUCUCUCCAGAUGCCAGUUACAACCGUGUUCGUGUCAGCUUGUCGAAAUUGAAGAAGCGGCUGGAGUCGACAAAAGUGACAGCAGAAUCAGAAGUUACACAGCUCGCGGCGCUCGAUCCCCGUGGGACGUAUUGGCCCGCAUUCAGAGAGCAGCUCGAAAGUACUCUGGCAGCGCGGGGUGACUUUGAGAGUGUGGAUUUUGACGGAUUAAUAUACGACAUUGGUCGUGCUCAGUUGGGUGACUGGGAAACGGAACUACCGAGAGUGCUGCAUUUUGGGUUCAUUGAUUACGUCCUUUUGAGAAAGGCGCAAGAUGCUCCACGGGAGGGUUUGGCGCUCGAUGAUCUGCAAUUCCCUACAGAAUGGUAUACCAAUGCUCGACAGGUCCAAAGAGAUGUCCAUCUUCAUAUCGGGCCGACCAACUCGGGAAAAACCUACAAUGCUCUGAAACGUCUCGAAGAGAGUGGCGACGGGUUCUACGCCGGCCCUCUCCGGCUGCUAGCACAUGAAGUAUAUUCGAGGCUCAAAGCGAAGGGCGUCCCUUGUGAUCUUAUAACUGGAGACGAUGUCAGACUAGAGGACGAUCCCAAUACGAAGCUCCGUGCAUCUACGGUCGAAAUGGUCGAUAUCUCCGCACGGUUUGAUGUUGCUGUGAUUGAUGAGGUGCAGAUGAUGGAUGACCACGAUCGAGGUUGGGCGUGGACUCGGGCAUUUCUUGGUGCCAAUGCAAAGGAAGUCCACAUUUGUGGUGAAACUCGAGUACUUCCGCUUGUUCGAGAACUGACAGCAUCCACCGGUGACAUACUUCACGUGCAUGAGUAUAAGAGACUGAAUCCGCUCAAGGUCAUGACGAAGAGUCUGCGAGGAGACCUCAAAAACUUGCGCAAGGGGGACUGCAUUGUGGCGUUUUCUGUCGUGAAUAUACACGCCUUGAAAAAGCAAAUUGAGCUGGACACAGGUCGCCGUUGUGCCAUUGUUUAUGGGAGUCUCCCUCCUGAGACUCGCGCGCAGCAAGCCGCGCUGUUCAACGAUCCCAACAAUGACUACGAUUUUUUGGUUGCAAGCGAUGCUGUUGGCAUGGGUUUGAAUCUGAGCGUCAAACGCAUUGUCUUCCACAGCGUUUCGAAAUUCAAUGGUACUUCCAUUGUGCAAUUGUCCACCUCUCAAAUCAAGCAAAUCGGCGGUCGAGCCGGAAGGUUUCGAAAUGCGCAUCAGGCCAUGCAUAACACCCAGGCCGCUGCCGAGUCCAAUGUCGGCCUGGUCACCACUCUCAAUGACGAGGACUUGCCUCUCGUGCGAGCUGCCAUGGAAUCAGAAGCUGCACCGAUCAAAAGAGCAGGUAUGCUUCCACCUGCUGAGGCCAUGGAGGAGCUCGAGGGUCGUUUACCGAAAGGGAUCCCUUUUGAAUAUAUCUUGAGACGGCUCUGUGGAAAAGCUGCCCUGCACGAGCGAUUUCGAGUAUGCAGUAUUCGCGACCAGAGUCGCAUUUCGCGGGUCAUUGAACCUGUCCGAGGCUUGACCAUGACCCAACGCAUCAUGUUGACGGCUGCACCAGCCACUUCCGCCUCGCAAGGAAUGGACGAAGUAAUGCGAGCUUUUGCGAGAUGUGUGGCAGAGCGAAGACAGGUGACGAUUGUCGACGUCCCUGAAGUUCAACUAGAGGUCCUUGAGAAGCCGAUCUCCGGAGACCGCGCCUACCUGCAGAGCAUAGAGGACCUCCACAAGUCCCUAGUCCUUUACCUCUGGCUCAGUUAUAGAUUCCUCGGCAUCUUCAAGGACAGAGAAAUGGCCGUGUACGCAAAAGAGCUUGCAGAGGACCGAAUCAACACGUGUCUUCUUGAGUUUUCUGCCAACCCCGACCUACGCAAGAGAGUUUUGUCGUACAAAAAGAGAAUGGCUCUUCCUCAAAUCCAAACCGAAGAGGGUGCGAUCACAGAUGACGAAUCUGAACUGGAGCUACCAGAUGAAGAAGGGACCCUCCCUGUGGACUGGAUUCGGGGUUCUGCAGCUGUCGAAAUUGAGCAAUCUCCACCCACACAGCCCUAUCUCGCAGCACAUGGCUGA
Molecule: messenger RNA, 2289 nt
Organism: Cladophialophora psammophila CBS 110553
Lineage: Eukaryota; Fungi; Ascomycota; Eurotiomycetes; Chaetothyriales; Herpotrichiellaceae
Exons: 2
Coding region: 1-2289 (762 amino acids)
Biological process (GO): RNA catabolic process; mitochondrial RNA 3'-end processing
Cellular component (GO): mitochondrial degradosome
Molecular function (GO): RNA helicase activity; ATP binding; hydrolase activity, acting on acid anhydrides
Source: RefSeq, a predicted model, not a curated record